Messenger RNA from Sinocyclocheilus grahami, 1068 nucleotides. Its product is annotated as protein ABHD8-like. The record is from RefSeq and is a predicted model, not a curated record. Gene Ontology annotation, cellular component: mitochondrion. Gene Ontology annotation, molecular function: carboxylic ester hydrolase activity; lysophosphatidic acid acyltransferase activity. The coding region runs from base 24 to 944 and encodes 306 amino acids. The transcript has 2 exons. Gene Ontology annotation, biological process: phosphatidic acid biosynthetic process; lipid homeostasis. Lineage: Eukaryota; Metazoa; Chordata; Actinopteri; Cypriniformes; Cyprinidae.
UCUUAUUUCCCCAGGUGUUCACCAUGCUCACCAGCUUUGUGGAUGGAAUAUGCUGUUGCUUUACAGGGAAGUCCACUAACGUUGUGGUCCCUGUUGAGUCUUCCGAGCCCACCGAUGGUUUUGAAUUUGUUGAGGUAAAGCCAGGAAGGGUUCUGAGAGUUCAGCAUAUUAUCCCAGACAGACCAGUGGUUGAGGAGCCAGGUACUGGGGAAGGGGGUACGGUCAGCUGCAAGCGCAAAAUCUCAAUGUACCGAAAUGGACAGCUUCUGAUCGAGAACGUCAAUGAAGCCACCCAUCCAGAGUUGGUCCACUAUCAGAAUGGAGACAGCACUGUGGAUACGGAUGUGUCCAACUGUGAGGCUCCCACCGCAGGCCAGGCUGCUGAGCCCACACCGGGGUCGGGGGCCGCAGGACCGGCUACAGAUACCAAACCUGCACCGCAGCAAGUGCAGCGCAGACGGCGCAAACCCAAACGCUCCAUUGUGAUUGACUGUGAGCGGAAGAUCACAUGCUGCAAAGGUACUCACCCUGAUGUGGCCUUGUUUUUCAUUCAUGGAGUUGGGGGGUCGUUGGAUAUCUGGGGAAACCAACUGGACUAUUUCUCCCAACUUGGUUACGAGGUCAUUGCCCCAGACUUGGCUGGCCAUGGUGCAAGUUCUGCUCCUCAGAUUCCCGCUGCCUAUACCUUUUACGCUUUGGCUGAGGACGUUAGGAUCAUCUUCAAGCGAUAUGCAAAGAAGCGUAAUAUUUUAGUAGGACACUCUUAUGGUGUCUCGUUUUGUACCUUCUUGGCUCAUGAGUAUCCAGAACAAGUUCAUAAAGUUGUGAUGAUUAAUGGUGGAGGUCCUACAGCACUCGAGCCCAGUCUCUGCUCUGUCUUCAGCUUGCCCACGUGUGUCCUUAAUUUCCUGUCCCCGUGUCUCACCUGGAGCUUUCUCAUGUAAGAAUAAUGGUCCACAGGACACAUUUGUCAUUGCCUUGCCCUUUGCCAGCUUGAACGUGAGUGUCUAUGUUUGGCAACUACCUUGUUAAUUUAAUUAAAUAGUUUUAGCAAAAUCCUAUAGUAUA